Messenger RNA from Pungitius pungitius (ninespine stickleback), 10792 nucleotides. It is a transcript of the gene wdfy4, whose product is annotated as WDFY family member 4. Gene Ontology annotation, molecular function: protein binding. The coding region runs from base 803 to 10531 and encodes 3242 amino acids. The record is from RefSeq and is a predicted model, not a curated record. Gene Ontology annotation, biological process: antigen processing and presentation. The transcript has 64 exons. NCBI's taxonomy places the organism in Eukaryota, Metazoa, Chordata, Actinopteri, Perciformes, Gasterosteidae.
ACUUUUCCUACUAGGCAAAAAAGGUGGAUUCGUUAAUUGAUCACAUUAAUUAAACACAGAGGCAUCAGCACACCUGUAGUUGUCCUGGUAAUGUGUUCAGUAGACAAAAGCAACGGGGCACACGAUGAAGCAGGUUUUAAGGUGGUUUAUUUUGGGCACAGUAUUUUGGAACCGCCUUUUAUUACUUUACACUUGGUAGCUGUCCCCGUGUUUUCAUUUAUGACUGAGGCCCACUAGAUGGCGCUGUUUAGCCACGUUCUAUCAGCACAGAUUUAAUUUUCAUAUGUCAACAAUACUGUCACAGUACUUUCACAAUCUCAGUGCUGUAUCACUCCACAAGCAUUAAAUCCACACUGACCCCUCCACACACAAAAUUACUCUCCCAACAGUUUCACACACAAAUAGAAGCUUUCAGCCUCCAUUUAAACCUUUUAUGACAAACUGUUUACUGGAGUCUUUGAUAAAUCAUGGGACCCUUUAACUAAUGUCAUAACGUGUCUAUAAAAAGCUGAGGGAUUUGUCUUUGAGCUGUGGUGGGAGGGCCCCAUCAAACCAGCCCAACAACCCAUUUUCACUUCUGCUUUGCUAAGGAAGUAAGAAGGCACAUGAUCUGGGCCAGCUGAUUUCAGUGGUUCUGCUUGCUCAAAGUUCAGUCUGCUUUAGGGCAGAUUAGUAAGGGGUGGGCGAUUUUACUGAAGGGUCCACAAAGAAGGCGCUAGCCGCAUAUUAGCAGGUCUCUGCAUGUCUUCUGGAAUAACAGAGCACAAGAUGACGCCGUCCUCAUAGGGCCAAGAAAAAGCAGAUGGCUCUCACACAAGUACUGGACCAGACUGCUAAAGGGGGAAGGAUCAAUAAGGAAACUGGAGAGCUGAGUGCUUCAGGGGAGGUGGAGGUAAAGGUGGAGCGCUCUUGUAGGAACCCUCAACUCCCACAAGUGCUCAAAGAACAGCUUCAUGAGCUGGAAAUCCUCACGUACGUGAGUCCUGACAACAAAACUGACCACGUCCCUUUGGAGCAGAGAGAGGAACAUCUAGUCAAAGUCCUGCCUCUCUACCUGCAGGUCUGUGAGGAUGGUGGAGGACUCGAGUAUUUGAACAUAAAGGGGCUUGCAGCUCUCACAGCUGACACUGUCAUCCAUAACAUCCACAGCAGACUGGCUGAAAGACCUGCAGAGGGGGCUCGUAGUGAGGUGGUGCGGUUCUUCCAGAAGCAGGACACUGAGGGGACAACCUGUGAGGCGACAGACCAUCGAGGAUGGCUGCUGCUAAAGGCUCUGCUGCUGCUGACGGCUGACGACUCGGAUGUACUGUCCAGUAUAAACCCCAGGCUCCCUGCUGCUUUGGUGAAAUGUCUGUACCUGCUAGUGUGCCUUCCAGCUGAAAAGGAGAACUCUGCCAUAGAAGCAACCUUUCAGGAGCAGCUUACGCAGGUUCUCCUUCAGCUCUGUAGGAAGCCUGGUAAUGUGGAGAGACUGGUGGAAACUCAGGAGCUGCAGUGUCUAAUCAUUGGCCUCACAUCACUGUGGGACCAGACCAGCGCUACAUGGAGACAUCAGGCGUCCCGCGUACUCAAGGCCGUCUCCGCUGCAGCAACAAGCAACACUGUCCCGAGCUUGCAAGGAAAGAACUGUGUGCGUAUCUGCAUCCAGAACCUGUUGCACAUCAGUGGCGAUGUCCCCGGGUCUCUGCUGGCUGAGGUGGCUGUGGCUGUGUUCAGCUUCAUUAGAGACAGCUAUUCUCUCAAUCCAGCCCUCUUUGUCGAGUUUGACAACAACAAUGGCUACAAGGCCCUUGACCUCAUCCUGAAACGAUGUGAGGAAGGUGUUUCUGUGGAGACGUUACAGCCUGUCGAGGAGUUGCUGGCUCUCAUUGCGUCUUUCACCCUGCUUGGAAAAACUGAGCUAAAAGUUGCUCUCUGUGUGACAAAUCCCCAACCUCCGGCCUUUAGGUUUGACCCGCCUCUCGCCAAAGGUUUAACCGUAAAAAACCUGGCUGCCUUCCACCUGCUGCAGUCCUCCUUGCUGCGUUCUCACGACUCUGUGCUGUGCUGCCUGCUCCUUCGAACCUUGCAGACAAUAUGGGAGGAGGACCCGGCCAAUUUCUUCCUCUUGGAGUGGAGCGUUCAGUCCAUGUCCCAGCUGGCUGCCACUGUGUGGCGUAAACCGGCACCUGUCCAAAAACUCUUCUUCUCAAUGCUAGAGAUGGUGAUAUUUAAGUUGAACUACAUCCCCCAUGAGACCUUGCGGGCGCUGCUGCUUGUGCUGAAGCAGAACUGGUCCGGGACACUGGCUGGAGGAGUGGCAGGGUUAGAUUUUGGAGUGGUGGCCCUUAAGUGUUUUCACAGGAUGACCGUGCACAGUGGCAUGCUAUCUGAGGUUCUAAGCGACUGGGGCCUCCUGGAACUGCUGCUCGGCGAAAUCCGAAGGAGAGCUAAAAUCCUCAGGAAGGCUGGAGUUGUUUGUUCCCCUCAAUUAAAUCUCCAGCAGCUGCCGUGUGUGGAGGACGGCGAGAGACUGCUCACUACCUGCAUGCUUCAAGUUGUGUCAGCCCUCACUCUGCGGUCAAUCAAAAACACAAUUUCUGUUCGAGACCUUGGCAUGGUUCCCUACAUAAAGAUCUUCUUGGAUGAGGAUCAAUUUCGAGGUCCCACUCUGAGCAUUUUGGAGCAGCUAGCUGAAAUUAAUCCAGAGGAAUUUAUGAGUACAGCCAUAGGAGCCCUUUGCUCCUCCACACAGCAGGAACUUGGUUUGAAGAGGGACCUUUUGCAGUCCAUGCGGAAGGUGCUGGAGAGCCCCAACAGCUGGGACGCCUUCAGGAGAGCAGGAGGCUUCACUGGAAUGCUGUCUCUGGUGAUUGACAUGGAAGGAGCACUGUCCGAGCAUCCCCAGGUGGAGGUGUGGAAGUCCCUGGGGCACCAGCCGCUGCUGGACCUCCUCCUCCUCGCUCUCCACAUCCUGGCCUUGGCUGUGCAUCUUCACACCGUAAACGCACACCAUUUUGAGACCGGUGGCUUUUACGAACGGCUGGCCGAGGCUCUUCUCCAGCUGGGCUGCUUCCAUGCGGGAGUCCCUGAGAAGGAGAAAUGCGACGAAGACGCAGUCUCCCCUCCCGAGACCGCAGAGGAAAACCAGUCCCCUGGAAAAAGCUUUCACCAGUUUGUGGAGUUUGCAGAGGCCCCCGAGGUUCUCUACUGUCCCUCCAACCCUCCGCGGCCCAAUCUGCCUGUCACUCUUGGGACGUGUAUAAGGCUGCUCUCGUAUCUCGACAGGUUCGCCACAGGAACCUACUCUCCUCUGGAGUUAAACCAGGGACUAGAUCCUGAGAACGGGUGCGAUAAGGAGAAAGCAAACGGACCAGCAGGGCUUGAAGGAGUGUAUUCAGGGUCCCCUCCCGUCCACUUGGGACCAGGCCAGCAGUCCAUGGAGGACACACACGGAAGACCUAGAAACGCAGCAUCCAGUAUUUCCUCAGCCUGCACAGAUUCUCAGUACAGAACGUUCAGCUGCAAUCAUGUUAUUCUUCAUCCAGGAGCACUCCGUGUUAUCAUGACUCUCCUUCCAUCAGUAUUUAGUCCCAAGGACCCACAGCUCUCUACGGAGGUCCAGUUCUCAUUGGCGCACCACGUUCAAGCCAUGGUUGAAUCUGAGCGAAACCGCCAGAUAGUGUGUGAGGGGGGGCUGGUCUCCACACUCCUGGCCCACUGCCGGAGGGUGUUAAUGGCUCCCAACCACCCGUUGCAUCUGCCCGUCACUCGCAUCUUGGAGAAGCUCGCCUCCCACGCCAUCACACUUUCAGACUUCAGGAAAUUCCUGUGUUUAGGGGACCCGCUCAUGUGCCUAGCGGACAAAAUGGCGGAACGGAAACUUCCUUCUGUGAAUGCAGAUCACGGGGCAGAAGCGCAGGUCUCGUCAGGCUCUUCAUUUAAGAAACUGAAGCGCGCUUUCAGCUUGUUAAAGUCUACAACUCGCAGUGAAUCCCUUUUCGGUCCGGCAAUCCCUGUCCACCAGAUCAUCAGUCUGGUGUCCAUGACGUCGCCACGCACCUACAGACCACACCGGCUAUCCUCCUCACCUGCCUUUGUGGAGUUUGACAUGACAGAGAGUGGAUAUGGCUGCCUUUUCCUGCCCUCUCUGGCUACGGUGAAAGGAGUGACCGCUGAUUCAAUUCCAACCGGUGGAAUCGGAGGAGACUGCCGCGGCUUUCCCCCUUCAGCUGGUCUUUCAUUUUCCUGCUGGUUCCAGAUCAACCGGUUUAGUUCAGCCUGUGAUUCCCACCCAAUCCGUCUCCUAUCGGUGGUUCGCCACAUGUCUCGGACUGAACAACAGUACAUCUGUCUGUCGAUCUCCUUCUCAGCCAAUGACGGCUGUCUGGUUAUCUCCACAGAGGAGGAAGCAUUUACAUACCUGGAUAUGAUGGAGCCUGAAGUUUGCUCCCCCACCUCUUUGACUACAUCACUGAGGUUCCAGUGCUCCAGCAUACUGGUCCCCGGUCAGUGGCACCAUCUGGCUGUGGUCCUGUCCAAAGACGUAAAGAAGAGCUGUAUUGUUUCCGCCUACUUCAAUGGCAAAGCAGUGGGGACAGGAAAGAUGAAGUAUAUCCAGCCAUUCCCCGGUCAGUAUGUCUCCAUGGACCCCGCAGCCGUGGUCGACGUGUACGCGCUCAUAGGAACACCAGCGCUGUGGAAGGAGCACGCUGCUCUGGUGUGGCGAGUGGGUCCAUCGUUCCUGUUUGAGGAAGCUUUGAGCCCUGAGGCUGUGAGGGUUGUGUACACACGAGGCACCGCCUACCAAGGGAACUUCCUGGCUGUGGGCCACACAGGGGAUGAUCCAGAUGCUGAGUGUCCCACUCUCAGACUGGUUCCAGAGGAGAGGAUCUCGUUCGGCAUCAACCCAGCAAUUUCUUUAAUAACAACCGUUGUGCAGAUCCGAGAAAUGUACAAUGAGGUGGACUGCAGACUGAUUGCUAAAGAGAUGGGGAUUACGUCCCGGGAUCACUCAACGCCUGUGUUCCUGGCUCAAAACAUCAGCCAGAACCUUAGUGGUACAGCUCGCACCAUUGGAGCAGCCCUGGUUGGACAUUUUGGUGUGCGUAAGUUCACCCCCUGCAGUGCAUCCAAUGGAUUUCUGUAUGUCGGCGGACCUGCAGUUGUUCUCAGUCUAAUUGCAAUGGCGCCAGAUGACGGCUCUCUGUAUGCAGCUGUCAAAGUUCUUCUUUCUGUGCUGGAGACCAACAUAGCCAUGCGGCAGGAAAUGAAUCGAAUCAAUGGAUAUAAGUUGCUGGCUUUCCUGCUGAAGAUGAAGCACAAUCUGGUCAGCUACAGAACCUUUCAGUUGGUUCUGUAUCUCUCCAGGUCGGUGGAGCUGAGCUCUGGGCCAGAUUGCAUCCAGAACACACCUGCUUUCCAAGCCCUGCUGUGCGACCUGGAGGUGUGGCGAAACACAUCCGAUCAUCUCGACCUUUCAGCUCUGAAUCACUUUGCUGAAAUCCAGAAGUCCUUAAGUGACAGCAGGAAUGCAAGGGUGAUGCACAGUACGGGCACGCUACCAAACCUGCUAUUCGAGCUCUGUGAUCCCGCCGUGACUGUUCAGAAGGUGAAGAUCAUUUGUUGUAUCAUCACAUCCCUCCUAAAAGCUCACUUGACCCCUCUGGACACAAGCAGACUUGGGCUCUUCCUGGUCUACACGCUCCCUCCUCUUGGUAGCGCGAAUGAAGGGGGCAGCGACACAUUUGACAGUGAUCUUUCACAGGGUACACCAGCUCAGAGAUGUGAUCCAGCCAGCCUCAUCUGGAUCCGCAACCAACUCUUGCGAUCUCUUUGCGAAAUCCUCAACUCGGACGGCCUUCGGAUCAAAGAUCUGCAGAAGGCCUUAAUUGAUUCCCUGGGCAGUGAUUGGUUCCUGCUGUUCCUUCAGCCCCAUCUUCACCAUUCCACCUUGAAACUGGGUCUCGUCCUGCUCACACACUUCCUGUCAAACCCCAGCCAGCAGAGCAGCUUCAGGGAAGGGGUUCUCCCAGCAACCCUCAUAGAGGGCAUGGAGGAACGGCUCGUCUUGGACAACCUUCAAGCUAACACUAGGUCAUUUGAGAACCUCAGCACCACGUGCCCAGGCUUCGAUGUUCUACGGGGGCUGCUAACAAGACACACCCACCUACCUCAAGUGUUUGAAGCCAUGGCUUCUCUGCUGCUCGAGAAGAAGACCAGUCACACCACAGAGGGAAAGGUGCAAUUGGAUGAUUUCCUACAGUCAUUGAUUGACGGCCAAAAAGACAAUCCUGCUCCACAGCUCUGUGUUGAAGCCGCGACUAUAAUGCUGUCAUUAGUCAAAGCCAUCAUCACUCAGCCGUGUCCUCCAGAAAAGGACAUGUCAGGUACUGAUACUUCAUGGGAGUUGCGGCUCCCAGCAAGCGUGAUGCAGUUCCUUUGUCUACUUCAUAACCAGCGGCCCAGAGACCCACUGUGGGCAUCACCAGAGUUCCUCCAUGCACUGGCUGCAGUUUUGUAUCCUCUGGACGUUUCAGAGGGUGUGGUUGAGCCUUGUAUAAUGAGUGAAGGUGACAACACAUUAAAAAAUCCUCCAAACAGGAAGCCGGUCUGCGAUUUCAUCCGUAUUCUGCUCAUGGACAUUCUUUUUAAUGUGUCUGCCAACACCAACGCACACCCUCUGCUACUGCUGCUGGAGUUCUCCCCUGAAGGCGCAUCGCUGGAACAAAGGCAGAGUUUCCAGACUGAGCUGCUGGAGUUGACCAUGGACAUCAUCCACAUGCUCAGCCAUGAGGAAGAAAACAACACUCAUCUCAUCUCACAGGACAGCAAGAGUCAGACGCCUGAAGGUCAGAUGUGCACGUUGAUGGAGAACGUUGUGUUCUUCAGCAAGACUCUGCAGCAGAAACUUUACAGCGGAACAUUCUUGGGAAACUCUGAGAGUUUGAUCAACUUCCUCGCGGAUCAAAUUGUUGUGGCUCUGGAGAAAGGCCAAGCUCAGAAAGAGAGCACAGUAUCUGCGCUCUACUCGUGCACCAAUAAAGUCCUGCUUUAUCUCUUGUCUCAACCACGACAUUCCCAAGAAGAAAAGGACGUUGUCAUCAGGGCAUUGCGGACACUCCUAGAACGCUGGGACGUUGUCAUGGCGACUUACAAUGCGAAUGUGAACUUCAUUACAUGCCUCCUUCAUUGUCUGCUGCUGAUACGAUCGGGCAGCUAUCCCAAAGGUUUUGGAUGUGUUCCCCAAAAAGUGCUGAACAGCAAAGCUUCGUCCCAAUCGUCUGCUACAAGAACCAGACAUCCUGCGCGCCUCAGUAACGGAGCAGACGUUACCACAGAUGAUACAGAGCUUGUGUCCUUAGCGGAGUCGUGUUGGUCAAAGGUCAUGGCAGAGAGGCAGCACAUGCUUGAAGAAACCUCUAAGAUGGAGAUCUCGGCGAGUCACAUGGCCGAGGCGGGGCCUGUCAGCAUGACUGACAUCAGUCCUCUGUGGGAGGAGAUGGCCCAUAAAGCCUGGCUGCUAUACACAGACUCCCAAAAGCAGAAUGUGGCGGGCAGUUCUCUGAAGAGGUUUGAUAUGAUCAGCAGCGCGGUUCGCUCCGCUUUGGGCAGACUGGGCAAAGAGUCAGUAACAGUGGAGGAGUUUCUGUCUUACAUGGAGUCACGUCGACAAAGAGGUCACAGCAUGUUUGAGAACAUGAGGACCAACCACGUACAGUUAAGAGCCAGUGAGUGGGAGCAGGCGAGCUCCAAGUGGCUGCGCGUGGAGGCCGAGCUGCUGAGGGAGCGAGCGGUUUUCGGCCCCGGCCCCGGCGUGCUGCUGAACCAAGACUGGGUGCAGGAUGCCGCCGAAGGACCCAACCGAACCAGAUGCCGUAUCCGCAGGAGGGCCCUGAGGCGGUCCAAGCGGGUGCUCGGGACGCUGUGUCUGGGUUUAAGGACUGGCACGUCGGAGGGGAGCAAAAAUAGACCAGAAGGUGACGUGGAGCCCAUGCUCCUGUGUGAAGUCGGAGCGGAGGCUAAAGAGGAUGAACCGGAGGGGGGACAAGAUUUCGACCGCCUGACCUUCUUCCCCGUCCUGAACGAGACCUCGCCCGCUGUCACCGAGGGUUCCCCCGACUCCUUGACCUUCGAGCCCUGCUCCCACACACGAGACUGCCACAACACACGCGUUAUCCUGCAGGAGCUGCAGCCCGGAGAGGAGGUGACUGCUAAGGCGUGCGUGGUGACGGUGAGCGGCCUCCGAGUGACCGAGGGGGUGCUGCUGUUCGGCAAAGAGAGCCUGCUCUUGUGCGAGGGCUUCACUCUCAGUCCCGCCGGAGACGUUUGUUGCAGAGAGCACCGCCCCAGCAGUGUGAGGGAUUCCUUCAUUUCCACCAUGUUGAGUACAGAGCUGCCUCCGGCACGCUGCAGACGCUGGCUCUACGAGGACAUCAAGGACGCACGCUUCAUACGUUUCCUUUUAGAGGACAACGCUAUUGAAGUCUUCAUGAAAAACGGACUUUCAGCCUUCCUCGUAUUCCUGAAUAAGGACCAUGUUGCUGCAUAUAAAAGGUUGUGCAUGGUGGUGCCAGCAUUAAAAGGCAGAGGGGCCGCUGAGGUGAUUGCUAAUGCCAGGAAGACUCCUGUGGUUGAGAGGACAGCCCUUGUUAAAUGGCAGAGAGGGGAAAUCAGUAACUUUGAGUACUUGAUGCAUCUGAACACCAUCGCUGGGAGGACAUACAACGACCUGAUGCAGUAUCCAGUCUUCCCGUGGGUUCUAGCAGACUACCAGUCGGAGACGCUCGAUUUGUCAGAUCCUUUGACUUUCCGUGACCUCUCUAAGCCAAUGGGAGCUCAGACAGAGAAAAGGAGACAAUUAUUCAUCGAGCGAUAUGAAGAAAUUGAGAGCAUUGAGGAUGACGGAAAUUUGUCAGCCCAAUGCCACUACUGUACCCACUACUCCUCAGCCAUCAUCGUAUCCUCCUUCCUUGUCAGGAUGGAGCCGUUUUCACACACCUUCCAGGCACUGCAGGGAGGCUUUGACAUCGCAGAGCGGAUGUUUUACAGUGUAAAGAAGGAAUGGGAGUCGGCCUCCAGAGACAACACAGGGGACGUCAGAGAGCUUAUCCCAGAGUUCUUCUACCUGUCCGACUUCCUGCUCAACUCCAACCACAUCCAGCUGGGCUCCAUGGAGGAUGGUACCGCUCUGGGAGAUGUGGAGCUGCCUCCGUGGGCGAAAGGGGAUCCCCAGGAGUUCAUUAGAAACCAUCGAGAGGCCUUGGAAAGUGACUACGUGAGUGCAAACCUCCACCUGUGGAUCGACCUGAUUUUUGGGUACCGGCAGCAAGGUCCUGCUGCAAUAGAAAGUGUGAACACGUUCCACCCUUACUUCUAUGCUAACAAAGGCCGGAAAGAUGCUAAGGACCCCCUCAUCAAAAGCACAAUCUUGGGAUACCUCAGCAACUUUGGCCAAGUUCCCAAACAGCUCUUCACCAAGCCACAUCCACCUCGCAGUGGCAAUAAGAAAGAAGGGUCAUCAACAACUCAUCCGACUCCAUUUUUCUUCAAACUGGAUAACCUGAAGACCACUGUGCAGCCAUUUAGAGAACUGCCGAGAGGCCCGGUCGGUCAGAUACUGUGUCUGGAAAAAGAGGUUGUGGUCCUGGAGGGAUCCCGCCUCUUCCUGUCGCCUCUGUCGGGCUGCUUCUUCAGCUGGGGCUUCCCCGACUACAGCUGCUCCUUCGGAAACUACGCCACUGAGAAGACCUUCGCUGUGUGUGAAGGUUUGUGUGACUGGGGGGCGACGCUGUGCGCCGCCUGUCCCAACCAGAACACCAUCGUGACUGCAGGAACCAGCACUGUGGUGUGCGUGUGGGACGUGGCUGUCCACAAGGACAAACUCACUCACAUGAAACUCAGACAGCCGCUCUACGGUCACACAGACGCCGUGACAUGUCUGGCUGUGUCCGAGGUCCACAGCAUGAUAGUGAGUGGCUCCCGGGACCUCACCUGUAUCCUGUGGGAUACGGAGGAGCUCAGCUACAUCACCCAGCUAGCAGGGCACACAAGCAGCAUCUCUGCACUGGCUAUCAAUGAGCUCACCGGUGAGAUCGCGUCAUGUGCAGGACCUCUGCUCUACCUGUGGACCAUGAAGGGUCAACUGUUGACCCGCACAGACACGUCCUGCGGCCCUGGGGCCGACAUCCUGUGCGUCAACUUCACACAGCGACACGAGUGGGAUGCGAAGAACGUCAUCGUCACUGGCUGUGCCGACGGCGUCAUACGUAUAUGGAAGACAGAGUACACAAGAACACAAUUACCUGGCCCUCCAGAAGAGCCCGUGUCCCCGGGGCAAGACCGAACAGAGCGAGAAGUGAGCAGCCCGUGCCGCGUCACAGGCUGGGAGAGACAUCUGGUGUUGUGUCAAGAGCUGAACAGAAGUCAGGCCGCGUCGCAGCGUCGGAGCAGGAAUAGUCCCGCCAUCACAGCGCUGGCCAUGUCCAGGAGCCAUGCAACGUUGUUGGCAGGCGAUGCCUGGGGCCGAGUGUUCACCUGGACCUGUGAGUGACCCAACACGAUCACGCCUCCAGCUUCGAUUCCCCCACACAGAGAAUCCAUCAGUGUCUCAGGUCUGACCCCAGCGGAGCAAUGAGACCUGCCCUAUUUGACUCCUGUUCUGUGUGUGCAUUCAGCGAGAACAAUUUUUAUUUGGUACAUUCAAAUCUUUGACAAUAUAGAAUAUUUGAUCUCUUAUGUUGAUAUUUUAUUUCUGUAUUUUGUGAAAUUCAACAGAUGAAUAAAACUAUUGCAAACCUUUUGCAUAAAUCUU